Oppia nitens is the source of this 4192-nucleotide messenger RNA. Its product is annotated as ATP-dependent translocase ABCB1-like. The record is from RefSeq and is a predicted model, not a curated record. Lineage: Eukaryota; Metazoa; Arthropoda; Arachnida; Sarcoptiformes; Oppiidae. Bases 76 to 4101 code for a protein of 1341 amino acids. Gene Ontology annotation, biological process: transmembrane transport. Gene Ontology annotation, molecular function: ABC-type transporter activity; ATP hydrolysis activity; ATP binding. The transcript is spliced from 13 exons. Gene Ontology annotation, cellular component: membrane.
UUUUUUUAAAACAUCACAUUUGAUAUCUUUUUUUUCUUAUAAAAAAAUUAUUUGUUUGACAAAAAACAAGUGGUGAUGACCAACAAAACUGAUCGUACGAUCAAUAAUAAUGGUGUCAAUAAUAACACCGAUAAAGACAAGACAUCUAAAAAAGAUGACAAAAGUGAGGACAAGGAUGACAAGGAAGAGCCACAGCGACAACCGGUCGGUUUCUUUUCAAUGUUUGCCUACUCAUCUGGUUUUGAUAAACUACUUAUACUAAUCGGAACACUAGUAUCCAUAGCUAUAGGAGCCGGACUGCCGGCACUGAUGGUGUUUAUGGGCGAACUGACCAACACUUUUGUUGUCUACGAAUACUAUAAGGGUAUAUCACUAUUGGAUCAGUUCAUCAAUACAACCUAUUAUGAGGAAUAUUUGGAACCGUUUGCCAAAAGCGGUGACUUUGCGACAUAUUUGCAUAACUUGUUUACAGAUUUUCCACAAUUGCAACUAAAUGUUAUGCAAACUAGACUUAAAUUAGAUAACAAAACGUUUGCCGAAAGAGUCGAUGAAACGGCCUUUCAUGGGGACAGACAAUAUGUGGACGAAUUUCUACACCAAUCAUUUGAAUGGAGUUACUAUAUGUUGGGUAUUGCCGGAGCUUUUCUAGUGGCCGGCUAUAUAAUGGUGGCCACAUUCAGUGCUGCGGCCAACCAUCAGAUUCAUAAGAUUAGGAUAUUGUUUUUCAAAGCCGUCUUAAGACAGGACAUCACUUGGUAUGACACGAAAACAUCGGGAGAUUUUGCCACAAAAGUGACGGCUGAUUUGGAUAAACUUCAAGAGGGAAUUGGAGAUAAGGUCGCUCUCUGUAUAUUCUCAUUUUCAACCGUAUUGUGUUCACUGGGAACUGCUUUUUAUUACGGAUGGGAACUAACAUUAGUUAUACUAUCGGUUACACCAGUUUUGGUUAUCUCUUUUAGUAUCAUUGCAAAAAUUCAGGCCCGGUAUUCAACAACAGAAUCCGAUUCCUAUGGAAAGGCCGGUGCUGUCGCUGAAGAAGUUUUGGGUGCCAUUCGUACAGUCUAUGCAUUCGAUGGCCAAAAGAAAGAAAUCGAAAGAUAUGACCGAAAUCUCGAGCCGGCAAAGAAAAGCGGAAUCCGACGACAAUUGUUUACAGCAUUAGGUCUCGCAAUGAUGUGGUUAUGUAUUUAUUGUAGUUAUGCGCUGGCAUUUUGGUACGGCGUCCGACUGUUUAUCAGAUCCAUCAACGAUCACAAUAGUCUCUACGAGCCGAGCACUAUAUUGAUAGUAUUUUUUACAGUCCUAAUGGGAACGUUUAGUAUCGGUCAAACCACUCCCUAUUUUGAGGCAUUCGCUCAGGCAAGAGGUUCGGCGGCACUUAUAUUUGAAGUCAUGAAUAGAGUACCAGAAAUUGAUAGCAGUUCGCAAAGUGGAGAAAAAACUAAAGAUUUUAAAGGACGGGUAGAACUGCGUAACGCACAGUUUACUUAUCCGGCCAGACCUGAUGUACAAGUCCUAAAAGGACUAAGUCUAGUGGCAGAGCCGGGAGAAACGGUAGCUCUGGUCGGUCCCAGUGGUUGCGGUAAAAGUACUGUCAUUCAAUUGAUUCAACGAUUUUACGAUGUCAGUGAUGGAGAAGUUUUGAUUGAUAAUAAAAAUAUUAAAGACUUGAAUGUCGGUUGGAUUAGGGAUCAAAUUGGUGUCGUUGGUCAGGAACCGGUAUUGUUUGGCUGUUCAAUAGCUGAAAACAUCAAACUUGGUUACAGUUCAGCAACUAAUGAUGAUAUCGAGUCGGCGGCAAAUGAUGCCAAUGCUUAUGACUUUAUUAUGCAAUUGCCGCGAAAGUUUGAGACACUGGUGGGUGAGAGGGGUUCGCAAUUAUCUGGCGGACAGAAACAAAGGAUAGCCAUUGCCAGAGCUUUAGUUAGAAAACCAAAAAUUCUUUUGUUGGAUGAGUCGACCAGUGCUUUGGAUAAUCAAAGUGAGUCCAUAGUUCAGGCGGCACUGGACAGGGCUAGUGUCGGACGAACCACUUUUAUUGUAGCCCAUAGAUUAACAACCAUAAGACAUGCGGAUAAAAUAAUUGCCAUAAAUGGCGGCAAAGUUGAAGAAGUGGGUACUCAUGAGGAGUUGAUGCAAAAAGAAGGACUAUAUUAUAAUUUAGUAAAAAGUCAACAAAGAAUUAGUGAAGAACCCAAUGAUUUGGAUAAUGAAACUCAAACUAACGAUUCAAAAGUCGAGAGACAACUGCUUUCGCGAGCGUUUAGUAUCGAAAGCGACAAAAGUGACGGAUCUUUGGCUUUCAGACGAAAAUCAAGUGUCAGCCGUAAGAAACGGGACUCUCAAUCGCCAUCAUUGAUACGAUUGUUUCAAUUGUUAAAACCGGAUAAAUAUCUUGUAAUCAUCGGCGCUUUGUCCGCAUUCAUAAUGGGUCUCUCGAUACCGGGUUUUUCGAUAAUUUUUGGCGAAAUUUUAGGCACUCUUUCCAAUCCAGACAUCCAGAAGAUCAAAGACGACGUACUAUUGUAUUCCAUGUUAUUCGUGGUAAUGGGUAUUGCCUCAGGAUUUGCAUCAUUUUUUCAGAUUUAUUUGUUUGGUAUUACUGGUGAACGGCUAACAAUGAGACUGAGAAAAACGGUAUUCACGGCUAUGUUAAAGCAAGAAAUCGGUUGGUAUGACAUGCAAGAGAAUAGUACCGGUGCUCUCUGUUCCCGACUAUCAUCGGAUGCAUCCAGUGUUCAAGGGGCCGCCGGUUCACGUUUGUCUACCCUAUGCCAAGCAGUAUCGACACUGGGAGCCGGUGUUGUAAUAGCAUUGUAUUAUAGCUGGAAACUGGGUCUAGUAAUCAUUUGUUUCAUACCAUUGGUUAUUAUAUCGACUUAUUUUCAAAUGAAGAUCAUCAGCGGUCAGGUGACCAAAGACAAGAAGACACGAGAAGAAGCUUCACGGAUUGCCGUCGAAGCUAUCGGUAGUGUCCGCACCGUUGCAUCGUUACAUCAGGAGUCGGCAUUCAUAGCUAAUUAUCAAAAUUCAUUGCAAAAACAGUAUAAUAAAUCGAAAAUACGGGCCCAUCUCAGGGGUAUUACAUUUGGUUUGGCCCAAAGUAUGGGCAACUUUUCCUAUGCCAUUGCAUUGCUUUACGGUAGUAAACUGAUUGUCGACAAUGAACUUACUUAUGGAAAUCUAUUCAAGGGUGUCGAAGGAGUUAUUUUCGGAACGGCAAUGGUUGGACAGGCAGUCGCGUUUGCACCGGACUAUCAAAAGGGCAGAAUAGCGGCCGUUUAUAUUUUCAAACUAUUGGACAGACUUCCCAAAAUUAUAGUCAACUCUUUAACUGGCGAUAAACCGACAAAGUUUGAAGGAAAUGUCAAUUUUCAGGAAUUGGAAUUCAAAUACCCGACCCGUCCCGACCAGAAAAUUUUAAAAGGAUUAUCUUUCGAUGUAUCGAAAGGACAAACGGUAGCUCUGGUCGGUUCAAGUGGUUGUGGAAAGAGUACUAUAAUUCAAUUAAUACAACGGUUUUAUGAUACAGAUGGUGGUGAAGUGAAAUUAGAUAAUAAAAAUAUAGUUAAUCUCAACAUUCCGUGGCUUAGAAGCAAAUUGGGAAUCGUAUCACAAGAACCGGUACUUUUUGGUUACAGUAUCGCUGAAAAUAUUGCUUAUGGAGACAAUAGUCGUGUUGUGCCAAUGGAUGAGAUCGUUAGGGCCGCAGAAAAGGCUAAUAUUCAUAGUUUUAUCAAAUCAUUGCCAAUGGGUUACGAGACACCAGUGGGUGAUAAGGGAACACAACUGAGUGGUGGACAGAAACAGAGGAUAGCCAUCGCCAGAGCAUUGAUUAGAGAUCCACAGAUACUAUUGCUGGACGAGGCUACCAGUGCUCUGGACUCUGAAAGUGAAAAAGUGGUACAACAGGCACUUGACGAGGCCAGAGAGGGCCGAACCUGUAUAGUGAUCGCACACCGACUCUCAACCAUUCAAAAUGCCGACAAAAUAGUUGUCGUCAAUAAAGGAAAGGUUGUCGAAGAGGGUACUCAUCAACAAUUGAUAUCCAAAAGGGGUGCUUAUUAUAAACUUUAUAGUUUACAAAGUGCUACACUUUAACUUUCAUUUACUUAAAAACCCUAUUAUUAUUAUUUUUUAAUUAUCAUAAAACAUCAUUAAAUUAUUGAUAUAUAAGUACUUUCAUAAUAGU